Messenger RNA from Punica granatum (pomegranate), 751 nucleotides. Lineage: Eukaryota; Viridiplantae; Streptophyta; Magnoliopsida; Myrtales; Lythraceae. The record is from RefSeq and is a predicted model, not a curated record.
GGGCAUAUAUAGCUGAGAUCAUCUCCUUCUAGGGUUUGUCCAUCGAGGAGGAGAGCGGCUGCAGCACAUCAUCAUCAGCCAUGGUUCUGAAGACGGAGCUUUGUCGUUUCAGCGGCGCAAAGAUAUACCCUGGGAAAGGGAUCAGAUUCGUCCGAUCAGAUUCCCAGGUUUUCCUUUUUGCCAACUCCAAAUGCAAGAGGUACUUCCACAACCGCUUGAAGCCCUCGAAGCUUACAUGGACAGCCAUGUACCGGAAGCAGCACAAAAAGGAUAUUUCCCAAGAAGCUGUUAAGAAGAGGAGACGCGCCACCAAGAAGCCAUACUCCCGGUCUAUUGUCGGCGCAACCUUGGAGGUCAUCCAAAAGCGCAGGACUGAGAAGCCUGAAGUUCGUGAUGCUGCCAGAGAAGCUGCUCUCCGUGAAAUAAAGGAGAGGAUCAAGAAGUCAAAGGAUGAGAAGAAGGCGAAGAAGGCUGAAGUGAUGUCGAAGCAGCAGAAGUCACAGGGUAAGGGUAAUGUUUCAAAGGGUGCCGCACCAAAGGGUCCCAAGCUUGGAGGUGGCGGUGGAAAGCGCUGAAGUUCACGUUUUAUUUUUCUCUCGUCUCCCUAUUGGGUAGUAAUGGUAGUGAAGUUCCCAGUUGGAAGGUUUUGCUAAAUGAUGAGAUGUUACUUUUUGUCUGGAUUUGAUUUGGCAGAGUUCUCUUAUAUAUCAUUCGACCCUGGAAUGUUAAUGUCAUUUGACCUUUUAUUCUC